UCAUUCACAGUAGAUAUGCAGCAGUCUAGUGACGGUGUAGUUUUACCAGAACAGAAACAGAAUGAUAAAAAAAUGGACAAAUGGAGACUGGUACCACCCGACGGCGGAUGGGGGUACUUGGUGCUUUUUGGUGCCACUUUGGUCAACAUAUUGGUACCAGGAACCAUAAAAUCUUUUGGUGUUUUGUUCGUGGAAUUCAUGGAAGCGUUCGAUUCAUCCCCGGCAGAAGGGAUGUGGAUACCAGCUCUCUGUUAUUUUCUGUACAGUUCCUUAGGUCCAGUUUCAAGUAUAUUAUCAGUAAAAUACAGUUACAGGGUAGUUACUAUCAUAGGUGGCAUAAGUGCAGCAGCUGGCAUGAUACUAAGUUUUUGGGCCAGCUCUGUUUACUACCUCUAUUUCACUUAUGGUAUUUUGGUGGGAUGUGGAGCUGGCUUAUCAUUCCCACCUACCGUUUAUAUAGUCUGUAGUUAUUUCACUAAGUUCAGAGGUGUGGCAAAUGGGAUCUGUAUAUCAGGGUCUGCUUUUGGAUCAAUAAUAAUUCCACCAUUACUUCGAAUAAUUUUAGUUACAUAUGGAUAUAGAGGAGCGUGUCUUUUGAUGGGUGGAGUAACAUUGAAUGUAUUUGUUGCAGCUCUGUUUUAUGAUAGAGUUGAGUUACACAUGAAGCGUGAAAGAAUACCAAGCGCAGAAGAGGAGGAAGAUGAAAAACAUCAUGCCAAGUUUAUUAUUAGUCAGGACAGCAUACCAUCUCUUAUCCAAAUACCACAUAAUGAUUCCCUUUCAGAUCCUAAUCUAGAGUUUACAGAAGGUAAUUUCAAUCGAAGUGCUUCUAGUGCUGCUAUGCAGAACUUGAAAAUUCAACAUAGGGAACGGAAAAUUAGUGUACCUACUGGUAAACAAGAAAUAAUGAGAGCCAAAGGAGCGAAUAUGAGUAGUAACUCGGCACUUCAUGUUGUACCUGAAAAACAAAGUGGCAACAAAGCUACGGAGACAUUUUCUCGACUACCAAGUACCAGGACCAGAACGGUAGUUCCAAAACGAAGCCCUUCUACCAGUUCUUUUCAAUACGUAACUACAGCAUACCAUGGUAGUACUUUGGCUUUACAACCGGAGACCUUUGCUAGUUCUUUUAGUUUACGUUCUAUAACUAAAUCCAAAAAUGUGACUGAGGAUGAAGAAGAAAAAAAACCUAAACUCUUUGACAUAAGCCUUCUUAAAAACCCAGUAUAUUUGGUUAUUUUAAUUUCUAACGCUACAAAUGCUAUCAGUUACACCAAUUUCAUAAUUCUCCUUCCAGCUUAUGCUCAAACUUUGAAUUUUGACAAGGAUAAGGGUGCAAUGUUACUUUCUAUCGUGUCUGCUCUGGACUUGGCAGGUAGGAUUGGUGGUUCUGCACUUUCUGACUUGACCAAAUUUCCAAAGUGUUACUAUUUUGUUGGAGGACUUUUCAUUUCUGGUGUAUCACUAGGGCUCAUGCCAUUUUUUCAAAAUUUUGGGAUCAUGGCUGCUUUUUGUGCACUGUUCGGAUUAGCUUCUGGUACUUAUGUUGGCAUUACAGCAAUUGUAAUGGCAGACAUGUUGGGUGAGGAACGUUUACAGUCAACUUAUGGAAUGGGACUCUUUGUCAAUGGAAUUCUGCAACUGAUUGGGCCUCCACUGUGUGGGCAAUGGUAUGAAGCAAUGAACUCUUAUGUAUCUCUAUUCAUUUGUCUUGGCAUGACACUCUCGGCAGGUUCUUUGCUUUGGAUCAUAAUUCCAUGUAUUAAGAGAAAUAAAAAUACAAUAAUUGCAUAAAAGUUUUUGUUUUGAACGUAUUUAAAUAAUUAUGCAAAUAGUAAUUUUCAUUGUUUAUGCCAGAAAAAAUCAAAAUAGAAUAAUAUUCUCUGUGAGUCAUAUAUAUUUCAAAUUCAAGGAAUAAAAUUAUCUGUAGAGAUUUGAAAUAAAUGUUAAAUUGAUAUCACAGGUCUGCAUUUCCUCAAAUAUUAUUUCUAU
Messenger RNA from Leptinotarsa decemlineata (Colorado potato beetle), 1992 nucleotides. It is a transcript of the gene hrm, whose product is annotated as solute carrier family 16 member hermes. The record is from RefSeq and is a predicted model, not a curated record. NCBI's taxonomy places the organism in Eukaryota, Metazoa, Arthropoda, Insecta, Coleoptera, Chrysomelidae.